GUUCUCAUUGGCCGCGCGGCUUUGACGAAGAAAGUGACGCGAGGCGGGUCCUGGGCUGAGUGUGCCGUGUCCCUCAGGCCGGGGCUCCUCGCGUGGGUGGCGGCGGAUUGGGCGCCCCCCUUGGCCGGUGCUGAGCCCACGAGACCUUGGGUUUCGCUGGGCACCGGCUGCCCGGUCUCUGGAUCCACGGUGCGGGACGUCCUCGUAAGCGUGGAUCCGGUGCCCGUCUCCUAGAUGGUGCAGGGAGUCCUGGAGGCCCCAGUGAGGUUGGAUGGGCAGCAUGGAUGACUGGCACAGAGCCUUCACCCAAAACGCACUCGUCCCUCCCCACCCACAGAGAGCUCGCCAGCUUGGGAAGGAGUCCACAGCAUUCCAGUGUGUCCUGAAGUGGCUUGAUGGGCCACUAAUUAAGCAGGGAAUCCUAGACAUGUUGUCGGAGCUUGAAUGCCAUCUGCGAGUGUCUCUCUUCGAUGUCACCUACAAACACUUCUUUGGAAGGACAUGGAAAACCAUGGUGAAGUCCACCAAUCAGCUGUCCAGGCAGCCGCCCAGGAUCAUCUUCAAUGAGCCUGUCUACUUCCACACGACCUUGAACCACCCGAACGUCGUGGCUGUGGUUGAAGUGGUCGCUGAGGGCAGGAAGAGGGACGGCACCCUGCAGGUGCUGUCCUGUGGGUUUGGAAUAAUUCGAAUCUUUGGUAAUAAGCCGGAAUCUCCCACCUCUGCUGCCCAGGACAAACGGUUGAGGCUGUAUCAUGGCACCCCCAGAGCCCUUCUGCAUCCGCUCCUCCAGGAUCCCAUAGAACAGAGCAAGCACAUGACACUGAUGGAGAACUGUAGCCUCCAGUACACCCUGAAGCCACACCCACCCCUGGAGCCUGCCUUCCACCUGCUUCCCGAGAAUCUCCUGGUGUCUGGUCUCCAGCAGAUCCCUGGCCUCCUUCCUCCUCACGGGGACACGGGUGAUGUCCUGAGGAAGCCUCGCUUCCAGAAGCCCACCACAUGGCACCUGGAUGACCUCUUCUUCACCCUGUACCCCUCACUGGAGAAGUUUGAGGAGGAACUUCUGGAACUGCUCAUCAGCGACCACUUCCGGGAGGGGGUCAGCCUGCUGGAUGGCAGCACCCUGGAGGUCCUGGAGAGGCGCCUGCAUGUCUGCGUCCACAACGGCCUGGGCUUCGUGAACAGGCCACAGGUGGCUGUGCUUGUACCCGAGAUGGACGUGGCCUUGACGCGCUCAGCGAGCUUCAGCAGGAGAGUCAGCAGCUCUUCUAAGAACAGCUCCGGAAACCAGGCUCUGGUUUUGAGAAGCCACCUGCGCCUCCCGGAGAUGGUCUGUCACCCAGCAUUUGCCAUCGUCUUCCAGCUGGAGUACGCGUUCAGCAGUCCUUCAGGAGCGGAUGGCAGUGCGGGCUCGUCCACCUCUCUAUCCAACUUGGCAUGCAUGCACAUGGUUCGCUGGGCUGUUUGGAACCCCGAGCUGGAGGCAGCCUCAGGAAAAGUGACGCUGCCUCUUCAGGGUGGGAUCCAGCACAAUCCCUCACACUGUCUGGUCUAUAAGGUGCCUUCAGCUAGCAUGAGCUCUGAGGAGGUGAAGCAGGUGGAGUCGGGAACCAUCCAGUUCCAGUUCUCGCUGAGCUCAGACACCCCCCCAGAGCAUGGCCCCAAGGCAGAGCGGCGUUCCUUCAGGAAGACACCUGCGUCCCCUUCAGGCACGCCAGCACCAGCCGCCCAGGAUCUUGCUGCAAUCCAGGACUCUCCUGUGGGACCAGGGCUGUCGCUUUCCCAGCUGGCGGCCUCCCCACAGCCUCCGGCUCCGCGCAGCUCUUCCAAGCCCCCUCCUCAGGCCCUGGACAGACCUCAGUCCCCACAGGGUCCCCUGCUCCAGGCAGAACCCGUGUUAGAGGGCAGGGUCUCUCACCUGGAAGCUGACCUGAGCCAGACGUCCUUGGUUCUGGGAACACCUGCUGUCGAUCAUCUGCAGGAACUCCCCUUCACUCCUCUGCAUGUCCCCAUAGUUGUGGGAGCCCAGACCAGGAGCUCGAGAAGGCAGCUCUCGAGAGCAGCAAUGGCGCUCCUGCAGUCUUCCGGCUUCCCUGAGAUCCUGGAUGCCAGCCAGCAGCCAGUGGAAGCCGUCAAUCCCUCAGAUCCGGUGAGGUUCAACCCUCAGAAGGAGGAGUCAGAUUGUCGCCGAGGGAAUGAGAUCGUGCUUCAGUUUCUUGCCUUCAGCAGAGCAGCCCAGGACUGCCCAGGAGCACCAUGGCCACAGACUGUGUAUUUCACCUUCCAGUUUUACCGUUUUCCACCUGAGACCACGCCACGCCUGCAGCUGGUCAAGCUGGAUGGGACAGGCAAGAGCAGCUCCGCCUCCCUGUCCCAUGUCCUCGUCCCCAUUAAUAAAGACGGCUCCUUUGAGGCUGGCUCUCCCGGCUUCCAGCUGAGGUACAUGGUGGAUCCCGGGUUCCUGAAGCCAGGCGAGCAGCGCUGGUUCACCCACUACCUGGCUGCUCAGACGCUGCAUGUCGACAUCUGGGAUGGAGACUCUCUGCUCCUCAUUGGGUCUGCUGGCGUCCAGAUGAAGCACCUCCUCCGCCAAGGGCGGCCAGCUGUUCAGGUCUCACAUGAACUGGAGGUCAUGGCCACUGAGUAUGAACAGGAAACGAUGGUGGUGAGCGGUGAUGUGGCUGGCUUUGGCAGCAUCAAGCCCAUUGGUGUCCACACAGUGGUGAAGGGCCGCCUGCACCUGACCUUAGCCAACGUGGGUCACAUGUGUGAGCCAAGAGCAAGAGGUUCCUGUUCGCUGCCACCAUCCAGGUCUCGGGUCAUCUCAAAUGACGGAGCCAGCUUCUUCUCUGGGGGAAGCCUCCUCAUACCAGGAGGCCCCAGACGAAAACGUGUGGUGCAGGCGCAGAAGCUGGCUGACGUGGACAGCGAGCUGGCCGCCAUGCUGCUGACCCACACUCGGGCCGGCCAGGGGCCCCAGGCUGCGGGCCAGGAGGCAGAUGCUGUGCACAGGCGCAAGCUGGAAAGGAUGCGUCUGGUGCGCCUGCAGGAGUCCGGAGGGGAUUCUGGCAGCCGCAGGAUCAGUUUGCUGGCACAGCAGAGUGUCCGUGCACAGCACUCUCGGGACCUGCAGGUCAUUGAUGCCUACCGGGAGCGCACCAAGACAGAGAGCAUCACCAGUGUACUGAGCCAGGCCAUCACCACCCACCACACACUGUACGCCACGCUGGGCACGGCUGAGUUCUUCGAGUUUGCUCUUAAAAACCCGCAUAACACUCAGCACACGGUGGCCAUCGAGAUUGAUAGCCCGGAGCUCAGCAUCAUCCUGGACUGCCAGGAGUGGCGGCACUUCAAGGAGGCCGCUGGCCUGCACACGCCCCUGGAGGAGGACAUGUUCCACCUGCGUGGCAGCCUGGCCCCCCAGCUCUACCUGCGACCCCGGGAGACUGCCCACAUCCCCUUCAAGUACCAGAGCUUCUCCGUGGGCCCACUGGCUCCACCACAGACCCCUGCUGAGAUGAGCUCAGAGAAGGACCCAGAGUCUGGACCCCUUUGGAAGCACAGUACCAUGCCUACUAAACACGCCAAGGUUCUUUUCCGGGUGGAGAGUGGCCGGCCCAUUGCAGUGCUCUGCCUGACUGUGGAGCCCCAGCCCCAUGUGGUGGACCAGGUCUUCCGCUUCUACCACCCAGAACUCACCUUCCUGAAGAAGGCCAUCCGCCUGCCUCCCUGGCACACACUUCCAGGUGCUCCUGUGGGGAUGCCCGGUGAGGACCCCCCAGUCCAUGUGCGAUGCAGUGACCCAAAUGUCAUCUGUGAGGCUCAGAACGUGGGUCCCGGCGAGCCACGAGAUGUGUUUCUUAAGGUGGCCAGCGGUCCAAGCCCGGAGAUCAAAGACUUCUUUGUCAUCAUCUAUGCGGAUCGCUGGCUGGCGGAGCCUGUGCAGACAUGGCAGGUCUGUCUCCACUCCCUGAAGCGUGUGGACGUCUCCUGCGUCGCAGGACAGCUGACCCGUCUGUCCCUUGUCCUACGGGGGACACAGACUGUUAGGAAAGUGAGAGCCUUUACUUCCCACCCUCAGGAGCUGAAGACAGACCCUGCAGGUGUCUUCAUGUUACCGCCUCAUGGGGUGCAGGAUCUUCACGUGGGUGUGAGGCCGAGGAGGGCUGGCAGCCGCUUUGUCCAUCUCAACCUGGUGGACAUGGACUACCACCAGCUGGUGGCGUCAUGGCUCGUAUGCCUCUCCUGCCGCCAGCCUCUCAUUUCCAAGGUGCUGGGUCUCCAGCCUGCCUGGAUGUGCCGUAGGUGGAGAGGGUUUCACCCACGUGCCGGCCUGCCUCACAGGUCUAGAAGCUGCUACAGAAGGGUGGGAGCCCAGGCGAAUGCUGAAGUUCCUGUGUCCUUGCAGGUGGCGGGAGGAGAGACCUACACCAUCGGCCUGAGGUUUGGGCCGAGUGGUAGUACCGGGCAGGAGGAGAUCCUGAUUUACAUCAAUGACCACGAGGACAAGAACGAAGAGGCAUUCUGUGUGAAGGUGCUCUACCAGUGAGGGACCGCUGUGUGGCCAGUGCCCACUCCGAGUGCCCCUCCUUGCAGACCCUCUAGCCUUGCCGUCUCAGUGACUCAGGACGGGCCUGCACGGCCCGUGGAGCUGGCUGACUGGAGAGAGGUGGUGUUCCUGGUCAUGGCACAACACCUCAGUUAAGCUGGGACUAAUCCUGUGAGGGAAUGUGGCCUCCAGGUGGCCACAGCCGUGACCCCACUCUGCCCACGGCACACACAAGGCUAUGUGACUCCUCACGCCUCUCAGGCCGUCACCGUCUAGAACAAAUUGUGUUGUACCAGUCAUCCCCAAUGAUAAAAUUAUGUUUUUCUUACCAGAUUUAGUAUGAACAUAAUAUAUUUUAAUUUGCUAUGUAUUUUAUACUGGAAUUCUUUUGUAUCCAUUUUUUUUUUAAGUUAUUGAAUGAAGCAUUUCACUUCUA
Messenger RNA from Peromyscus maniculatus bairdii (prairie deer mouse), 4988 nucleotides. NCBI's taxonomy places the organism in Eukaryota, Metazoa, Chordata, Mammalia, Rodentia, Cricetidae. The record is from RefSeq and is a predicted model, not a curated record.